Molecule: messenger RNA, 759 nt
Organism: Brenthis ino (lesser marbled fritillary)
Lineage: Eukaryota; Metazoa; Arthropoda; Insecta; Lepidoptera; Nymphalidae
Source: the annotation of a GenBank genome assembly
AUGUUAGCGAGACGGUAUCUUGCGUGGAGAUUAGCUGUGGAGGCUGACCAUGAUGAGGAGCGACAGGAGCUCGUAAAGAGGCGAAAAUUAAAUGUGCCCAGCCGUAUCUCUGACACUCAUUUUGUGCAGCGGUAUCGGCUAACCAAGGAAGGAUUUAUGUUUCUCUGUGAGACCUUAAGGGAAAAUACAAACCUUAGGGGUUCACAAAGAAUAUCAUUGGAGACUAAGGUUGCAGAUGAAAAAUGUCACAUUUUGGCAAUCAACCCUAAAUUUGGGGGUGCUAGCCAUGAUGCCUUUGUGUGGGAGAACAGCCAGCUCAACACAUACAUGCAAACAUUGCAUCGAAAUGGUGAAUCUGUGUGGCUUCUAGGUGACUCUGGAUACCCACAAAGACCGUGGCUUAUGACACCAUAUAAUAACCCUGCACCCGGUAGUGCAGGAGAAACUUUCAAUAAGUUACACAGCAGGGCGCGUGUAACUAUUGAAAAUACAUUUGGGCGCUUGAAAAAUAGAUGGAGAUGUUUGUGUAAGGAUAGGGUGCUCCACUACAAGCCGGAAAAAUGUGCCCAAAUUAUUUUAGCAUGCAGUGUGUUGCACAACAUAGCACUGGAUUUAGGAGUGCCAGAUCCUCAGGAACAAACAAUAGUUAAUAAUCAAGAUUUCCCUGAAAAUGAUGAGGUAGAGGAUGAUGUUACCCUGUUGACACUAGGGCGCUUAUUGCGUGAUCGCAUUGCCAGUAGGGUGCAUGCUGAAGCUGUU